CAGGAGCUGCCCGCCACACAUCCAGCCGUGGCAGCAGCCGCAGCCAAAACCCUCGCGUGUUCAGAAGUUUGCUAAAGUGAAGUUUCUGAACCUACCUCUAGCCCAGCGGGCUCAGUAACGUGUUAUUACCGUCAUUUAAGUAUAUCUAAUUGACUUUACACAGAUGAUGCUCCCAAAGCCUGUAUGAUAAUUCCCUGUCACCCAAAGAGGAGGCACAUUGGGGCCCGUAUAGAAGAGGAAGGGGAGCGGGAGGACACGAGCUUCCUACUGCCCCUCUGGCAGAGGUCCCCGGCGCGUGGCGCAGCUGCAACGCCAGCAAAGGGCUAGUUUGCAGAAAGCACGCGAGACGGAGAGCUGCCCCGAGGCUCUCGGAGCCCAGGAGGAAGAGGAGCAGCGCCAGCAUGGAAAAGGACAGCACAACCCUGACUGACCAGCAGUAUGAGUGUGUGGCUGAGAUUGGGGAAGGAGCCUACGGGAAGGUCUUCAAAGCCCGAGACUUGAAGAACGGAGGUCGCUUUGUUGCGCUGAAGCGGGUGCGGGUGCAGACCAGCGAGGAGGGGAUGCCCCUGUCCACCAUCCGGGAGGUGGCAGUUCUGAGGCACCUGGAGACGUUCGAGCACCCCAACGUGGUCAGGCUGUUUGAUGUGUGCACCGUGUCCCGGACCGACAGAGAGACCAAGCUAACGUUAGUGUUUGAACACGUGGAUCAAGACUUGACGACUUACUUGGACAAAGUUCCAGAGCCUGGAGUGCCUACUGAAACUAUAAAGGAUAUGAUGCUUCAGCUGUUUCGGGGACUGGAUUUUCUGCAUUCACAUCGUGUGGUGCAUCGGGACCUGAAACCCCAGAAUAUCCUUGUAACCAGCAACGGGCAAAUAAAGUUGGCUGACUUUGGCCUUGCACGAAUCUACAGUUUUCAGAUGGCUCUUACCUCAGUGGUUGUUACUCUGUGGUAUAGAGCUCCUGAAGUUCUGCUUCAGUCCAGCUAUGCAACACCAGUCGAUCUUUGGAGCGUGGGCUGCAUAUUUGCAGAAAUGUUCCGUCGAAAACCACUCUUCCGUGGAAAUUCAGAUGUUGACCAGCUAGGAAAAAUCUUUGAUGUAAUUGGACUCCCAGAAGAAGAGGACUGGCCUAAUGACGUUGCCCUUCCAAGAAAUGCUUUCACUUCCAGACCUGCGCAACCUAUUGAAAAAUUUGUACCAGAUAUUGAUGAACUGGGCAAGGACUUGCUUCUUAAAUGCUUAGCAUUCAAUCCAGCCAAGAGAAUAUCUGCCUAUGUUGCGCUCUCUCACCCAUAUUUCCAUGAUCUGGAGAAGUGCAAGGAGAACCUGGACUCUCACAUGUCCUCCAGCCAAAACCCCAGUGAGGUGAACGCAUCGUAAUGCUGACUGAAGAUGAACCACAAACGAACACAACGUGUAGCUGACAAGGCCACUGUCCCAUACGAGCCCCAUAGCUGUUCUAGCGAAGAUCAUUAUUUGGAGGUUUUACGCACUUAUCUUUUAUUUUGGGAUUGUGAUGUUCUUUUCCAAGGAAAUGAAUCUAGUUUACUUUCAUCCGAGCAACAGAAGGGCCAGGGCUCUGACCUGCUCCCAUUGCAGCUUUAUGUUUGUUUUGGGUUUGUUUUGUUUAUCUACCUGGGAAAACGCCAGAUGAAGAGAAGCUGCUGACCGGUUUUGCUGCCAUUUUAUCCUUUUAAUAUUGAAUGCUGCCAGUGUGGACUAGGACGGCCGAGUCACUGCCAAAACAUGACGCAAUCUCUCUAGCUGCUGAAGCAUGAUUUGGUACUUUUUUAUUAUUAUUAUGUGAUCUCUUACAGUGAUAUUUAAAGAAUGGCAUUGAAAUAUCAGAUCUCUGCGACCUGCAGUUAACUGAUAUGUGCAUUAAUAUAUCCAGCUACUGUUCAUUCAUAGCAUAUGUGCGGGUGCUUCCCCACUUGAAAACUUGGAUGGAUUAUUUUAUCAUUUCAUUGCUCUAUAAAAAUAACAGUGAUGAUGGUGAUCAUAAUAAAUCUCUCAACUUUUAGGGUUUUUUCAUACACAAACAAAUUACUAUCUAGUAGUUUGUGUGCGUGUUGCAAAACACAAGUGUUUUAAAAAACUUGUAGAGUCCUGUUCUUAAAGACUCUUUCAAUUUCCAAAUGGUUGGUUUGUGUUGAAAUCCAGGCACAUUCUAGCCCAUCAUCUAACCCAUCUUUCCCCCUGGAAACAGCUGCAUGCACAUUUUCUUUAUCUCAUUCCAGAUUUUCUGAUAUGCAGCUCAAAGACGUGAGCACAGCCAAUGCAAAUCAAUACAGACUUUUGCCUUCAACCUGUUUUUAUUAGCAGCCAAAAAGGAAAACAGAAAAACUAUUUCCAGUUCAGAAGCAGAGACUCCUGUACCUGUAAUAAGCACAGAUAGGUAUUUGUGCUGAAUUGUACGCUGCAUACUGUGCUGCCUUACCUGCAACACCCCUGUGCAUCACCAGAGCAUGAACAUCACUGUCACAGAACCCCUCAGAUGUCAUUUAUUGAGCAGACUUGUUUUCUAUGCAGAAAUGCAUGAGCUUCUCUCCUAAACCACCAUGUGGGUAUCUUGGCACGUGCUUCUCCACUAGGAUUAAUGUGCCAUUAUUGAAUGUCAAAAUAACUAAGCAAUUCACAAUGCCUUUUAUAGCACAGUUAUUUUAAAUAUUACAUUAAAAUUUUAUAUUUAGUAUUUUUACCUUAACUAAAAUAUAUUUUCAGUGUUUUUAAAAGAAGCUUUUAUUUUUUUAAUACUGUACCGGGAAAAAAGAAAUAUUUUAAAUCCAUAAAAGCUGUUCCCUAGCAUGACUUUAGUGCAUUUACCUGGAUAUAACUUGGGGGAAAAUAUUGGUCCAACGAGUUAGCCCUUACGGUAAACCCCUAAAUGGACACUAUUGUGGUGUGAGUGAUGUUGAGGGAAGCAGCUGGCUUUGCUCACUCCUGCCACAGAUCCUCAGGCUGCUCUCUUCUUCACCUCUCUUCCCCCUGCCUAGCUGGUGAGCCAGCAUCGUAACCUCACUCACAGCAUGCCUGGCAGAAGCAGGUCCUUAGCCAUGAUGUGAGCAAGAUGAUUUUUCCAGCUGUGGCCUGGGAGCCACAGCCGCCUCCCCGGCAGGUCUCCGGCCCCGACACGGAGUGGCUGUGGUGAGCAUCACCGUUACCCGCCUGUCGCACACCCGCGCUGGCUGGGACACGGCCCGUAGCUGGGACAGCCGGUGGGUCUACCUGGCUCUUGGGUAAAGCUUUUGUUACUGUUAGACACUUAACUGUGCCGCCUAUGGUUCAAUUCGGUCUGUUGUAAGCCAGCCAGGCUGUCAAAGGGGGCUGCGCAGGGCGAUGCUGUGCAGAGCCUGACCCCUGAGCAGCACGCUGCCGGGGGUGUCCCCGCACAGCCACACUGCACACCCGCAGCACGGGAGCUGGGGAGGCUCUACCAGCCGGGGGCUGAGGGCCAGGGAAUGGUCACGGCAGCUUAACCCUCUUCUCCUGGCCUUGCCUCGGCCAAAUCUGCUCCUGCAUCCACAGGAGCUGCACACUCAGUGCCCCGGUGCCAUCCCAGCCUUGCUCCUCCCUGCUCCAUGGACCUGAGCGUGAGGAGGUUUGAACAUUCAGAGAAAAAGAAGGGCCCGAGUGCAAUUUUUGCUAGCCAUUUUUAAACACUACAACAAACAGACCCAAAAUUCAGGACAAUCUCAUGACAGCAACAAAUAGAAAAGUUUUUUACAGUUUUUUUUUAAAAAACAUUUUGCCCAGUGCCACAGUACUGUACAGGCUUUAUCGGGGCGUUCGGCUGGCGUGGCUUUCCAGCGGCUGUCCGGGAGCUCUCCCAGGGCUCUUCAACAACCAACACUGGGUGGAAACAUAGGAGAGGAGAGGGUAUUUUCAAAUUAGGCUCAAAACUCUCCAACAGAGAUAUGCAUCUGUUCCGUGUUAGAAGAGCUUGUUGUACUAAGCUUAGCGAAGUGAAGGAGUGAAGGCUAGAAGAGAAUUCGAUUGCUGAAUUAUGGCUCGUUAUUAGGGUAGAACGCAAAAGAGAGAAGAGAACACUUAAAGCCACAGGUUAGUGUUGGCCCAAAAGCUGAUGAGAAUAUGGAAAUCACACCUAACUAGUAAGCUAAAUACUGUAGCAGGAUUUCCCAACCUGCAGUAGCAGAAGAGCUCAGAUGAGCCGCAGAGAAAAGCAGGGGCUGGCUUGUGGAGUGAGAGCUUCUGCCACAUGGUGCUGGACCUUGUCUAAUAUAGGAUCAGGGCAGAAAUGGGGGUAUUCAGGAGAACAGCUUGAGAAGGGCUGCAUUAACGGUCAUCUUCUGGAACAGCCUUCCACUGGGAAUGGCAGGAACAAAAAAAAAAAAAUCUAAGUUCUGUCUUGGGGAAAAGAUUAAUCUAGUGGUGUCCUUGUAGUAGCAAGGGCCUAGGUUCAAAGGACCAAUGACUUUUCAAAUUACUUGCUUCUCAAAAUCUCUUUAGGAAGAAAUUCCAUUUUAGGUGCCAUAGGCCUACUCUUACUCCAGUCUUCCCUGCCCAGCUGUGAGACAUCCCUUACCCUGGCAAACUGAGGAAGCCUGUUCUCUGGCAGGGAAAGCGUUGGCACUGCCUAAACUCAUGCCAGGAAUGAUGCUUGUAAUUAGACAGUACAGAUAACGGUGGGACUGUGCUCAAGCCCAUGCCUUUGCUCUUUUAAUUUUACUGCCAUAGCUCUAGUAAUUGCAGACCUUCACUCAUUACUGCCAUAUGUGUAGGCUGUAGGAAUUGUAUAUGUGACAAAGAAAGUGCUCCUUGACACACGUAUGUGUGGUGAAACUCUUCAUACACCCUUUAAAUAGGACUUCAGAGUGCAAUUCUUAGGAAUCCCUAUGCCUGUGUGUGUUCUAUAGGAGCAGUUCAACAGCAGCUAAAAACCACUGAAAAACAGAAACUAUAUUCAAAAUAAGUAUAGAUGUUUAGCUCCUGGAGCACCCACUAGACACUGUGCUCUUCUCAGCAGAGAACAGGCUGUUCUAUGGAAUGGAAGGAGCAAUUGCUGUCUCCCACCAGCCUGUUUUUUAUCACCCUUCAUAAUUCUGCAGGAAAACCAGACCCAAAAUAGCCAAGGAAAGAACUCACCAAGGCCAGCUAGUGAAGUGCUACGUGCUGACCCACAACAAUGCCUCUGCAGCAGCCCUCUUCUCCCGUCACCCUGUCUCCACGCUCGCCCCAACUCUCCAGUUCUUCUCCUUCAGCUCCCUCUUGGAAACAGGUUUCAGUGAUGCUCACAGGUGCUAUUUCCAACAAGAUUCUUCCAAAUUUUCCAUAGCUACAGUGUCAGUUUCCCCUGCAUCCCUAUUACCCUGUGUUGCUUCUUUUAGUCCAGCAGCCCAUAACCAAUGAUUAAAAAAGAACCUCUUUGUGCACCUCCUCGCUCACCCUUAGUUUUGCAUAGACCUCUGUUGCCUUCUGUGUGCUGAGUAAAACUCUGGAGAUAGGGUUUGUGCAUGUUUCUAUGUAGGCUGUGCCCACACUCCAGGGUCCUUUCAGCCUAUUAAUCCACAUGGUAAAUGUUAGAGUACCUUUCUCUGUUGUUUCUAUCCUAAAACACACCAAAAAAUGAGGACAUAGUGUUUGCAAAGUACUGAAAUUUGGUGCUAUGUGUACAGAGCCUUUACUUUAUGCAGAGCCUUUUAGGGUGAAAGGAAGGAGUAAGUGGUAGCCUUUGAGCAUCUUCUGCUUGGGGGCUGGUAUGCAGCAGCCUAACUCUCACCUGGCUUUUACACACAAUGGUUGUUUUGGUGACUAAGAAGACAAUACUGUGCUGUGCUACUUUUCACAGGUUCACUCACUGUCUUUGGGAAGCAUGUUUUAUUAGAGAUGUAAUUGUCUCUGCUGUUAGCUGUCAGGCCAACUUUAAUAUGGAAAACAGAGAGAAAAGGUGCUGAUUUGGUCUUUUAGCCAACAAACUUGGAGCACUUAUCUGACUCACAACUGAAAACACAUCAGUUGUCAAAUAUGUAUAUGAAUCAUAAACCACACAGUUUGGUUUAAAAGGCCACAUAAAUUAAUUACGUUCUGUGUAUAAAACACAGCUGAAUAAUAAGGAAGUUUCUUCCAAGAACUCUGUUUUAUAGAACCACUUUGCUAGUAUUUUUCCUAUGCAUUAGUUUCAGGAAUAGACGGAUUUUUAUAUACAAUGUGAAUUAGAAGACAGUAGGCUGUUAGAGAGAUUUUGUUGUGUUGUGCUUGAAGCUUGAGUUGAUCACCCCCUUAGGAACCUAACGUAUUUAUUGCUACAAAACUGCUUCUUAACAUCAGGAUCUUUUUUGAUGUUAACGGGAUUUCACUCUUAACGUGUAAAUUGCUUUCUUGAGAUUAGUGUGUUAGAAAAAACAUUUUUCCAAACUGCAAUUAAGAAAUAGAUUUUUACUUUCACAGAGAAUAAUAUUAUAUGCUGAAAUCUUUAGUAACUGACCGCUAAUAAGCUAUCACUUUUACUUCCUUUUGGUUACUAGGUAUUGGACUAUACAGAUUACUUUCCAUGAAGAAAAAAAUCAGAAACAAUCUCUAGAAAAGUAAAUGAAAUUUUAUAUGUUUAACCUUCUGAGUUUCACUUUCACAUGUACACAAGUACAGUUCAGGUGUGCAAAAAUACAACUACGAUUUCAACAGUCUAACAGGCUGUACAACUCAAAUAGGAGUUUUAUUUGUGAGCUAUUUAUUUUAUUAUAUCUCUUUGUUUUGCAAAUUAUUAGAUAAUGGUUAUAAUAUAAUUCUAGUUUCUGGAUGAGACUCUGUAACCAUCAAAUCCCAGUAAUUUAUGUAAAACAGUAAGAACCUUUAUCAUCAAUUUAAAUUAACUAGGCCAUUAAGAAAGAUGCAGACAUGUGAACUGACAGGGAUACUUUUGCCAAGUGUUAUUUCUUCUCUUUAGUCUGAAGCUCAGCAAGUGUCACAUACUGAUAUGCAAUAUAUGCACAAUAUAAGAACCAUGAAAACACUUAGGAGUAGUGUGCACAGAUAAUAUGAAAAAUGGCUCAUUAGGUUCUUGCAGAAACCAGAUAAAAAUCAUUCUUUUAGCUGUAACAGUCAUAAUUUUGAAACUGAUAUAUUUUUCCAUUAAAAAAUAUUCCUGAAAAAUUACAUACAUGUUUUUAAUUCAGACAGUGUUAGGCACCCCAGCAGUUCUGAGUCGAAUAGGAACUUGUUCCCAAUAUGGAUUCUGCAAGGCCAGUAGGAACCAUUGGUUCUUUCUGCGUUCAGCAGCAGCUGGAAUCAGCCAGCACCUUGCUCUGUGGAGCCUCCUGCUCUCUGGGCAGAAAAGCCCAAGGCCGCUGUGAGUCAAGUUGGUGGAAAACUUGCUUUGACUUAACUGAAGUCCUUUGAGAGCUUCUGCAAUAUCCCAAUUUCCAGCUGUCACUGAAAGACUGCGCAGCCCAGCAAAGACAAACCAAAACCUGGGCAUUGUUUCCUUCAGAUUAAAUGUUUUAGCUGUGUUAGAAUAUACUGGUGGGCUUCAUCCAGCCCAGUGCCAGGGAGACUUUUACGUGGCUGGAGAUAGUUGGAAGAGAUUCUGCUGUGGAUACUUUGAUACUGGGUGAUUGUGGUAGAGUCUUUUGUUUCCAAAAAAAAAGGUCAGACAAAAGAUAUUGCCUUCUUUUUAAAAAAGCAAACAACUGACACUUAGUAAAGAUUAAAAAGGAGAUUUUAAGGAACUAUUGGGAAAAUGUUGUUGGGAUAAGGAGUGUAUUUAUAAUAUGAAAAAUGUAAAUACAAACAAUGUGUAUUAAAUAUGCAUUGAAACCGAUACUUCCUCACUGAUCUCACAAAGUUGAUAGGUUUCUAUGGGAGAAAAGAAUCCAAGUAUGAACUUGUUCUAACUACCAUUUUAAUGGUCUUUUGCACUAAAGCAACCUGUACGAUUGGACUGAAAGGAGGGAAAGCAGGUAAUGUUUAACUUGUGAUUUACUUCAGCAAUGGAUAUGCUGUAAAGCUCUCAAGCUUGCUCUCCGUAUCUGAGCGAGCUAAUCCACACUAUUUAGCUGUCUGCACCUUAAACCCAUCCAUGUGCCAGAAAAAAACACCUUUUCUAGUGUUUACAUGGACAUUUGCUCCCAUUGACAUGCUGAUGUUAAACCCAGCCAGAGCACUGUGUGAUGGAAAAUGAAUUUUUACAGACUGCCAGCUUCCUUUGUGCAAUCACCCCUAAAGAGUUUGUAAUUAACAUUCUACUUUAUGCAGCCUUUCCUCUUAUUCCACAUUUCAUACCUCUCUCAUGUUAUGCAAAUGCUUAGCCUUCUUUAAAAAAGAAAAAAGCAGUUCUUGAGUGUUAGGAUCAGUUUGGAGUAAGCCAGAUGAGGGAGGAAAAUUGUGAAGUGCUGCAAAGAUAGGAAAAAUGGGCAGAGAUUGGGAGAGUUCAGGACAAUUUUGGCAAGUGCAUUUGACUAGUGGAAAAGUGACGUACGAGUGUAGGAGGAAGACUUGUUUUUCCACAUGCUUAGUUUUCUCCUGUCGUUUACUUUCAUAAGCCUGAGAUGAUAAAGCAAGACUCUUGCACGGGAUGUUAGUUCCAGAUACUUAUUACACCAACUCAAGCCAUGAGUUCUAGUGCAGUUUUUCAGCAUAGCAACAGCUCUAUUUUUUAAAUCAGAUGUUGCAGAAGUGAGACUUUUUUUCUGUGCAGAUAUAAAAGAAGAAAAAGUCUUAUGAGAGGCUGAGAGCAGAUUAACCUGGGUACUCGGGCACUGCCUGUAGUGCGGCUGGGACCUGGGGCGUGCACAGCUCUGAGGCAGCAGGGUCACCAGCAGUGCCCACCAACGUGCGACGGUGUGCGCUGGGAGCUGAGCCCUUCGCCAACCCAGCGCGGGGCGGGCUUGAGCACUUGGAUUUUGGUAAGAUUAUCCACACGCAAGUUUUGUUGGACGAGUCCAGGUGGUUCACCAUCUUAUGGGAGCAAGUCUUAGAGUCUGUCUGACACCCCGUGUAAUGCUGCAGAACCAGCCUCCACGGGAAGAACGCUUUUUGGUAGGUUGUACAGCGGGAACGGCGCUGUCUGAGCUGCGGCGCCAACCUGAGACCUACCAUUCACUGUUACUAUGCCACCUCCAAAAAUACAGAAUGUAAGGCCUGUGUAGCAUUUUGCUGUGUCCAGCCCAUGUGUGAGGGCAGCUGGGUGAACGCUGGCCCGGAGUGGGUAAUUUAAUCUUCCCUCAGGAGUGAGGCAGUAGGCACUGCGGUGUCAGGAGGGACUGCAAAGACUCAUCCACCCUUCCCUUCUUCUCCCGGGAUGUCUGGCAACCCAGUGUUUUUCCAGUGUUGCUUUGGUUUGAUGAGUUUUAUUUCACCUCCACCACCACCAUUCUCCUUCCCACAGCGCAUAACAAGCCGGAUGGAAAGGCGUUACCCGGGUUUGCCAGCAGAGCCGGCCAGCACUGCUGGAAAUGGCCAUCACUCUCUGGUGGCCAAUAGUAAAUGAAUCGGUUGUCUCUGUUUAGAUUCCAACAAAUUAGCAGUCAAUAUCCAUGACACCCUCCUUGCGUUCAGUGCUGAUAAAUAACCUCCCUGCCAUUCGCCACAGUGCCCAGAAUCUCUAUUCCUGGAGAUUGAAACCCCAUCCCACAAGCGGUGGGUCACUGCAGUGUGGGCAGAAGCUGGUCACUGUCUGGUGGUGCUUUUUGGUGAGGAACAAGGGCCAGUUCCAACAGAGACGGCCUGAAAGAGUGUGGAGGACUCAGCCAGGCACCUUUCACAGGCAAGGUGGCCACUUCUGCUGAAGCGAGAAAGUUUAAAAUACUCAAGAUAGAGGGAAUAUAAAGAUGACGUUUAUUUUUCUCAUAGAAUCUGUGUUAUACAGAAAGGUCUAUGAUUUUGGCACUGAAACCAAGCCCAGAGGAACCCAUUUAUUCUUCCCUUUCAGUCUUUAAUUUCUUUGUAAAUUCUUUUCAAGCUUUCGGAUUAAUGUAUUUAUGGUCCGUUUUAUUCCAAUUCUUUUAAGCGGUCUCUAUCUGCCAUUGAAUCUUGUAUGGGUUUUAUUUUUAAUGUAGUAUUUACCUGCAUUACUUUGAACAGCCUUAAAAGUAUAAUGUCUUUGAAUGCUCUAGUUAAAGAGAAAUUAUACUCUCAAAAUGAUGUCUUAGGAGGUGGGAAAUUAUGUUUAUGUUAUAACCCCGAAAGCAUCACCGGGUGCUUUCACCUGCGUGUCUGUCUUUGUGUGGCAGAGCGUGUUUGUGUGUCCUCGCUGUCCUGAUGCCCUGGGGUCUGCAGAGGGGUGAGGGCUGUGUCCCCCCGGCAGCCCCACCACGCCGAGAGGGGCUGCCCUCCGUAGGGCCCCCCCAGAGGUCUCUGCAGAGAAAGGCUUUCCUGUGCCACUGCCCGCAGCGGUGAGGACACGGCGAGGACACGGGGUUAAUGCCAGCACCAGGACACCGGCAAUCGGGGUCAGUGUUUAUUGAAGAUGUGGGCGCAUUUAUCUGUAGGUUAUCUGACAUGCACCUAAAUUAUUGCUAUUAUAAAUCAGUAUAUUAUUUCUUAUGAAAACACACUAGGCCUGUGAAAUGGUAGUUGCCAGAAAACAUGUUGAGUCGCUGCUUUAUUGUUUGUUUGCAUGUAGGAUAUGUUUGGGUUGUUGAAGUGAAGGUAGUUCCAGAGAGAGGCAGAAAGGAAGAUCAGCACAAACCAAUUAUAAAUAAGCUUGGUACUGUACCUUGAGUUGUGCAACUAGAGUAGUAGGUGUGCUCAGAUGUAGGAUUUUUUAUGCUUUAGGGUAUUUUUAUUUGUUUUAAUAUGUAAAGAAAUAAGUAGAUUACUUUGAAAUGCUAUUGUAGAGCUGAUUUUACACGUGGCGGGGGAAUGUUGUCUGAAGAAUUAAAACUAGAAUACCUUACCCAGGCUGCCUCCAGCCCUGCUGUGCUUGUAGCCGGCCCAGCAGGUUCCUCUGCACUUUGCCUUGUGCAGCCUCUUGUGACUGCAGAAGGUUGUUUGCAGUGAUAAAGUUGCCCACCUGGGCUUUAACUGAGACUGUUGGCUAAACAGAAGCAUAAAGGCAGCAAAUUUAGGUAUUUUUUGGUGCAUGGACAAUUGCAUUAAAUAGGAUCGGGGUUUCAAAGUAUUUGAAAUCAUUCAGCAUCAUUUACUCCCGUUUUAACUCCACUGACUACAGUUAAAUUGAACCAAGAAUUUGACCUUGUGAGUCUACAAAUUUCAGUGUCGGGCAGCUCAGGUCUAUAUAUAGUUAAGCUUAGGAAAUCAGCAAGAAUACUAUAUAAAUGGUAAUGUCUGGUAAAAAUCUUAACCCUAGUAACAUUGUUUCUCUCGAAAUUUCUAUUCAUUACUUUUUUUUAUACAAAAGUUCAGAAGUGCACUUCUUGGUGGCGUUGGGAAAGGUGGAGAAAAGCAGCUGCUGGUGGAGAAAUGUAUGGGAUCCCGCUGCUCCUGCCGCAGGCUCGCACCCGCGGAGCCCGGCGGGAGACAGGGCUGGGGGCAGCUUCUUCCCAGCUCUCACGGGAUACUGGCUUCAGAGUCUGCACCAUGAGUCACCUUCUCAAAAGGCAUUAUUAAAACUUGGGCUUUCAGGUCUAUAGAAUACUAUGAACAGUGAGGACAGCUUCUGAGACACAUCCAGAGUAACGUCAUUAAUCCAUAUGAUGUCCGACCAAUAUCCAUUAGCGAAUCAAAAUCUGUCUGGGAACCUGUAUUUCUCAGUAUGAUUUUACAAAAAAUAACAUGAAAAACAUUCAGAAAGUUAAAACAGCCUCUAAUGCUGUUUGGCUUUCUUUUUCCCUUCCACCCCUCUUUUGUAACAAAAUAUCAUUUGCUCUGGAGGUGUCUGGGAUUCGAUAAUUCCAGGAAAACAGGCAAAGCAGUUUCAAGUGUAUUUUUUUCCAUUCAGCUUAGGGCAUACACUCAGCUGGUGGCAAUCAGCCCAGUCCUGUUGGCUGCUCCGGCUCGGUGCGGGUGCGUGCCCGCGGCGGGGGUCUGGCACCCCACGGGGCUGCGGGGUCUGUCCCACUGCCCGGUGCCACCCCCGCCUGCGCACAGGGCGCCAUUCACUGUAUCACCUCAUACUUGAAAUUCACCAUGUUCUUCUAAUCAGGGUACUAAGAUGAAAAGGUGCGUGUGUUACUGUUUCUUUAUAAAGGUGCGUCAUUUGUUUUUAUUCUGUGUGCUUCAUAGUUACUGCUCAGUGUUCCUUACCUUCUGUGCCUUCAGCAGUAAAGCCACCCCUGUGUGAGACGCAGCAUCACCUGCAGAGGCACAGGAAAACCUAACAGGGAUUUCUUCAGUUGUUGCUCAAAGAUACUGGUUUACCUUUCAGUUGUCAGUGUGACAUCAAGGGGCAGUCAGUGUGACAACAACGUGCCAGCUGUGGCAGGUAAAGGCACGGCAGCCUUGCUGUUGGCAGCCUCUCUCCUCUCCUGACCCGGCUGCCACACACGCCUUGCAAAGAAACCCCUUUCUGCUGCAGAGAACAAGCGGCUGGGAGAUAACGCAGACCCUCUGGGAGCUCCACAGCCCCCCUGGCAAGCUCCCGGUCCCGCCUGCCCCCCACGGGGCUCUGGCUGUGACAGCCCCUGGGACGGGGCAGCGAGCCCACCACAUGCCGUGUCACGUGCCCGUGGGCUUUUGCAGGUGCGUAAGGGUGGCUGACUGCAAAAACAACCGGGGGCCAAUACAGCCACCUCAAACCCAGGCGCACGGGAGGUGAUCCAUAUUGUAUUGUAUCAGAACUACAGUCCUUUGGAACUGAACGUUUUGCUGCUGGCAGUGCAAGAAAAGCAAAGUUCUGUAUUUAUUGUUGGGUGCUGAGGGUUCAGUAUGAAAAUCAAUGUAAUAAAAAUUUUCACGGUGUCAA
Molecule: messenger RNA, 12822 nt
Organism: Calidris pugnax (ruff)
Lineage: Eukaryota; Metazoa; Chordata; Aves; Charadriiformes; Scolopacidae
Gene: CDK6
Product: cyclin-dependent kinase 6
Exons: 8
Coding region: 402-1382 (326 amino acids)
Biological process (GO): regulation of gene expression; regulation of cell population proliferation; regulation of G2/M transition of mitotic cell cycle
Cellular component (GO): nucleus; cyclin-dependent protein kinase holoenzyme complex; cytoplasm
Molecular function (GO): cyclin-dependent protein serine/threonine kinase activity; cyclin binding; ATP binding
Source: RefSeq, a predicted model, not a curated record